AUGUACCAAUGCCAAAUGGCGAAGCAGACCAUGGGUACGCCAACUACUGCUCUUGCGCACCGUACCGAUAAUAAGCUAUACCACCUCCAAACGGGCCAGACGCCCAUUGUCCGGGCCUCCCUGUUCAACGAGUACGGCCUGGACAACUGGCCAAAUGGCAUGAAUGCCGUCAUCGCCGUCAUCUCCUACACCGGCUACGACAUGGACGACGCCAUGAUUAUCAACAAGUCCUCAUUCGAGCGUGGCUUUGGGCACGGAUCGAUCUACAAGACCAAGGUCAUUACCCUAAAGGAUGACGGCCGUGUCAUUUCCGCCCGACGGGUUAAGAAGCUGUUUGGUUUCCCCAAGAGCGCGGCGAUCAAGGGCGAAUGGACUAAGACUCUCGAUGCCGACGGCCUCCCUAUUGUCGGCGCACAAAUCAAAGAGGGCGAUUAUCUCGCGGCCUGGCACAGCGUGGAAAUGGAUUUUGCUGAUAACUACAUCAACACCGACGGCGAGGUUAGGUUCGAGAGGUAUAAGGAUUCCGAGGUCGGCUACAUUGAACAAGUGAGGCUCAUUGGCUCCGAGUCCGGGUCGGAGCCUUUGCAGACCAUAUCCAUCAAGAUUCGUAUCCCGCGUGCGCCCCAAGUCGGUGACAAAUUCUCGUCGCGUCACGGACAGAAGGGUGUCCUUUCGCGCUUAUGGCCAACCAUCGAUAUGCCCUUCUCGGAAUCCGGGAUCCUACCCGAUGUCAUCAUUAACCCGCACGCUUUUCCAUCGAGAAUGACGAUUGGUAUGCUUAUCGAGAUCAUGGCGGGCAAAUCGGGAGCACUCCAUGGGUUAGCUCAAGACGGAACGCCUUGGACAUUUGACGAGCAAUAUCCGGCCAAGGACUUUUUCGGCGAGCAGCUGCGGCAGGCGGGCUACAGCUACCAUGGUAGCGAGCCGAUGUACUCUGGCAUCACAGGCGAGGAGUUUGCUGCAGACAUAUACAUGGGUCUUUGCUACUACCAGAGGUUGAGGCACAUGGUCAACGACAAGUUCCAGGUCAGAACCACGGGUCCCAUUGUACCCACGACAGGCCAACCUGUCAAGGGUAGGAAGCGUCACGGCGGUAUCCGUGUGGGAGAAAUGGAGAAGGAUGCUCUGUUGGCGCACGGCACCGCGUUCUUGCUGCAGGACCGCCUCAUCAAUUGCUCAGAUUACACCAAAUCGUGGAUCUGCAAGCCUUGCGGGUCGUUCCUCUCGGUGCAGCCGACCGUCUCCCCGUACAUCGGCAAGAAAAAGAAGGACACGGCGGUCCGGUGCCGAAGCUGCGCGGUCAGGGUCAAGCCCGGCAUGGACCUGUCGGGCUUCGAUGGCGAGAUGUGGGAGGACGGGCAGGGCAAUCUCUUCAUUGGCGGUGACCAAACGACCGAGGUCGCUGUACCAGGCGCGCUCAAGUACCUCGACGUCGAGCUAGCGGCCAUGGGCGUGAAACUAAAGUACAACGUCGGCGGUGAUAAAGAGAUGCGCAAGGGCCCUGCGCGCCCAGUCCAACUCAAUGGGGUGAAUCUAGGAUCGGAGGAUACCCUUUGA
Messenger RNA from Parascedosporium putredinis, 1557 nucleotides. NCBI's taxonomy places the organism in Eukaryota, Fungi, Ascomycota, Sordariomycetes, Microascales, Microascaceae. The record is from the annotation of a GenBank genome assembly.